CCAGGAGAGCUAACCAAUUCAGUGCUGACAGAAGACUGAAAAAGGGUUCCUUUUCCUUUUCCUAAGCUUCAGAGGUGUUUACCUGAAGAGACGCUUGGAUUUUAUCAAGAACAUUUGGAAAAUAGAGAACAAUGCCAUCUUUAAAAAAGACUUUGUUUUUUCUUUUGAGCGCGAUGCUCACUGCCAUAUCUAUUGGUUUGCUUGGGUAUGCCAUGUCCACGACAUGGUCUACAACGAUAAUGGAUUGUGAAGGAUUUGGGAGCAACAAUGGAAGUGCAGAAAUAACGAUGGGCCUUUUCAAUGGAAAGUUAAUAAGAAACACCUGUCCCAGCUUUGGCAGUGAGGAAAAAUUUGAAGUGUUUAAAGCAUUGUUACCCAUAGAAAAGGCUCCCCUGGUUCUCCACGGUCUGUGUGUGGGGCUGCUGGCUGUGUGUUUCCUGACUUCUGGCCUGAGCAUUCUCAUCUCACUCUACAACAGCGUCAGUAACCCUUACGAGACCUACAUGGGCCCUAAUGGGGUUUACACCUGCUCCUCCAUCAGCGCAUGCUCGUCUGUUCUGGUCCUCAUCAUUUACGUGCUGAACCUCAUUCUGACCAAAAUGCAAGAGGAAUUGGUUCCCAGCAUUGCUGACAUUACCGACGUAGAGCUGACUCAGAAAAGGUUGGAGGUGAGGGUCGGGUAUUUCCUGCUCAUCCCUUAUGCGGUGCUCUCUCUGCUGGCCAUCUUGUUGAUCUACCUGUACGACCACGCAGCCUACACUCACAGACGGGAACAGGAGAGGCCCACAGAGGACGCCCCUAAGGAGAUCAUGAUGUACUAGUGAUAAUCACGCCAGUGACACUUUUACGUUUCCGAAUGACUUUCUGGGAAAACUUACUGUUUGUAACUUAGAUUAUUACAGAUCAUGGUGGUGUACAGAAAAAAAUGAAUGCACAACUUGCUUGAUGCACAAUGUGCAGGAAUUGAUUUAUUGUAUUCAGUUUUGACAUUCAAGACAGAAUGUUUUAUUGCAUUUCAGUUUUAAGUUAAUUUAUCCAAAAGGGUGAGAAGUCAAAUUAAUCAUUUUAUUCUACAUUUUUCACAUAAAAUAUACACAAAACAUUCUUUAAAACUUAUUUAUUUUACAUAUGAACAAUACAAUAGCUUUUAGUGCAAAGCAAUACCUUUCUAUGUCUUUCAGAAUAAAAUAACAGUCAAAUCAGCAUCAACACUGAUAUUGUUAAUCAACACGAUGCAUGCAUUCGUUUGCAUCUCUUUGGAUGAAAGCAAUUUCUACCCAUUGUUUGUUUUGUUUUUUUUAGUUUAAUAUCAAAUUAUUUUCUAAAGAAAUAAAUCAAUUGAUUGAAAGCAGUAACAAGGUAAUGGUAUUCAGUGACGUUUGCUGCCCUCUCUCUGACUUAUGAUGCUAUUACAAGGAGUCAACAUCAGUAGAAUGCCACUGCUGAGACAUUACUGGAUCCCUGUUUACUUGGAACAGCCUUUCUCUGGAAAUAUGUUGUGCCAAGUGUUGCACAAUUAAUAUUAUUUGGAUGAAAAGCCACUAUAACACAUCAAAGAAAGAUAUCUUAACCCUCUAAAGUGAAGGUUUGACCCAACAGGAAUGAACACUAACAAUUGCAUUAAAAAGAAUGGUUGUACAUCCGACCAGAAUUAAAACAAACUCUUGACUUAAAAUAAAAAUCUUAGCAAUUUGCAAAAAGAUAUCGCCAAAUAUCAGUUGUGGUGUAUGUAUUUAAGCCUGUGUGUAUCAUUUUGAACCUGUGGAUUAAAUAAAAUGAAAAUUGAAUUUAAA
Molecule: messenger RNA, 1793 nt
Organism: Poeciliopsis prolifica (blackstripe livebearer)
Lineage: Eukaryota; Metazoa; Chordata; Actinopteri; Cyprinodontiformes; Poeciliidae
Product: clarin-3
Exons: 3
Coding region: 132-821 (229 amino acids)
Source: RefSeq, a predicted model, not a curated record